CCCUGGCCCCGGCCGGCACUUUCCUCCCAAGUUGCCGCGCAAGUUCGCCACUGGCCGGCGGCGGCAGGAGCGCACGGACCUUCCCUCGCCCUCGGCCGGCCGGGGCUCCCCCGACUGCAUGGGCGCGGGCCGGACGGGCCCUGGGGGCUGAGCGGCCGCGCCGCCUCCGCGCCCCGCGCCAUGGAGGGCGCCGAGCCCCGCGCGCGGCCCGAGCGCCUGGCCGAGGCCGACGCGCGGGCGGCCGACGGCGGGCGCUUGGUGGAGGUGCAGCUGAGCGGCGGCGCCCCAUGGGGCUUCACCCUGAAGGGCGGCCGCGAGCACGGCGAACCGCUGGUCAUCACCAAGAUUGAAGAAGGAAGUAAAGCUGCGGCAGUGGACAAGUUACUGGCCGGGGACGAGAUCGUCGGCAUCAACGACAUUGGUCUCUCAGGGUUUAGACAGGAGGCGAUUUGCCUGGUGAAGGGCUCUCAUAAAACCCUGAAGCUGGUAGUGAAAAGUAGAGGAACAUCUUUAAGGAUAUCAGAAUCAUCGGAAUUCUGUUCCAAGCAAAGCAUCUAUGCCACAGAGAACUGGCCAGUGGAGGGACAGGGAGGAGAUGCAGGGCGCCUGCUAGCUGACGGAGGUGACGAGUUAUCUAAAAGACCCCUGGGGAGAAGGAAGAGACUUUUGCCCCGAAGGAUUGAUGGGAGCCACUGUGUAGAACUCCACUUUUGCAUUCUGAAGAAUGAGCUGAGCUGGAGGCCUCACUCCUGGCAUGCCACCAAGUUUUCUGAUAGCCACCCCGACACAUCAGCAUCUCCGUUCCCCUCUGCCAGCUCCUGUCCUUCCUGGCAUGGCCGUCACCACCCCAGUUCUUCCUCCCAUGACCUGUCUGGCACGUGGGAGCACACGAAUCUGCAGCGUACCUCUGACCACUUUAGUUCCCUGGGGAGCGUCGACAGCCUGGACCACCCCUCCCAGCCCUACCCCUCCGGACGCCUCUCCGCCGCCAGGUCCAAUGGCAGCAUCGACCACCUGGGCGGCCCGAGCAAGCGGGACUCAGCUUACGGCUCAUUCUCCACCAGCUCCAGCACGCCCGACCACACCUUGCCCAAGGCUGAUGCGUCCUCUGCGGAGAACAUCCUCUACAACGUGGGCCUGGGGGAGGCCUCCAGGCCAGGCGGCCGGCAAGGCCAGGCUGUCAGUGACCCCCAGGGCCUGGAGGACAGGCUCGGGUACUUCCCACCCCGGGUCCCCCGUGACGGCAGCAGAAGCCCCAGGCCAGAGGACAGUCCUGAGACCAAGCUGGCCACCCCUGGAAAAUCAAAUUUGGGACCGGUUUGGUAUGUCCCCGAUAAGAGAAAAGCACCUUCCUCCCCUCCUCCACCGCCUCCCCCUCUCCGCAGUGACAGCUUCGCUGCCACCAAGAGCCACGAGAAGGCCCAGGGCCCUCCACUCUCAGACACCGCCAGUGUGCAGCACUUUCCAGGCCCACCCUGGGCCCAGCCCCGCAGUGACUGGAGACCAGAGCCCGCCAGUCAGCAGUGGAGGCCGGCACGGCCCGGCAAUGGGAAGAGAGUCGGGAGCUCGGGCCCUGCACCCCACAUCCCCCUGGACGGUGGGGUGCCGACCCCUGACCACAGGCCGGGCGGCUUCCCAGGGGCCCCCGGCCGGCUUCAGGCCUCCCUGUCCAGCACGGACGUGCGUUUCCCUCAGGCCUCCUGUGGCUGCCAGCACCCGCGCCAGUACAGUGAUGAGAGUCCGUUCUGUCACGACGGCCCCAGGGCCGCCUCGUCGCUGAGGGAGCAGCACUGUGUGGCCGUCCCUGGCGGCCGCCAGGAGCCUUCUGCCCACCGUGUCCAGGACGACGGCCCCACUCGGCUCAGGUGGCCCGGUGCCACUGAGCAGAAGGGCAACAGCGGUGGGCAGAGCCGCUACUACUGUGUGACCAGCAGACAGUGCCCGCAGGCAAGCGCCCAGGCGGGACAGCCCCAUGAGGAAUAUUGGCAGUCUGACAGGGCCGCAGAAGCCCACGAACUCCCCAGUGAGCACCCGAUGGGCCACGGGCCCUGGGGUCACAUCCAGCACGAGGAGGAGGCCCCGGACACCCGUGAGAGCGACCAGGCAGCCAAGGGCCACCCCGUGGGAAGCGAGGAGCCACAGACAGCCGCCCACGGGACAGGAGCCGCGGGGAAGGAAGCCGCCGACGGCUUCCUGUGGGCCGCGGGAGAAGGCGGCAAGAUCUCCCCUCGGAAGACGCCUAUGCUGCACUCGCUGGCCCGGGAGGGGGCGCGCCCGCCCGACGACGGCCCGGGAGCUGGUGCCGAAAGGCCGCCCCCGUUCGAUGGCCAGGUGGGCAGAGCCACCCGGAGAAGCGACCGCUUCGCCACCACCCUGAGGAACGAGGUCCAGAUGCGCCGAGCCAACCUGCAGAAGAGCAGAAGCACGGUGGCGCUGGCUGGGGUCGACGAGGCAGCUCGGGAGGCCGGCGGCUGGCAGGUGGAGCCGGGAGGCGUCCCCGGCGCCUCCCCAGAAGGUUCCUUCCGGGGCACCUAUAAAGACCACCUGAAGGAGGCCCAAGCCCGGGUCCUGAGGGCCACGUCCUUUAAGCGCCGUGACUUGGAGCCCAGCCUGGCCGAUCGUCCUGCGGGGUCAGCAGAGCCGCAGACUGAGGAGCACAGCACACACCUGGAUGCCGCCCCCCACUUCUGGGAGGGGGGCCUGCCCAAGCCGUCCCCGUCUGGAGGGGGCCUGCCGCACGUUCCCCGCAUUGGGGGCCGGAAACGGUUCACGGUGCAACAGAAGCUGAAAUCGUACUCCGAACCCGAGAAAAUGAACGAGGUGGGGCUCGCAGGGCCCGAUCGCCCCCACCGGCACCCCGGUGCGUCCGAGGACACCAUGGGCACAUUCGCCGACAGGUGCAAGUUUUUUGAGGAAAGCAGCAGACCCAUUCACCAGAGACCUGGGCAGAGGCAAGCGCUCUGUGGAUUCCUGAAGGAGAAGCUGGAGAGGCCGCGGACAGCGGGCCACGGGUACGAGGGUGCAGAGCCUUGGUUCCAGAACAGGGCCCACACGACCUCCCUUGGAGAGAACCCCAGCAGUCAUGGAAAAACGGUGAACAUGGGAAAACCAGAACCGCCUCAGAGACUUGGAACCUUUGCUGAGUAUCAAGCCUCUUGGAGGGAACAGAGAAACGCUCUAGAAGCCAGGAGUUCUGGGCGGUAUCACUCAGCGGAUGACAUCUUGGACGCAGGUCUGGAUCAACACGAGAGGCCACAGUACGUUCAUGGAAGGUCCCGUUCCUCACCAUCCACAGACCCCUACAAACAGGAAGCUGCCAUCGAACCACAACAGCAAGUGGGGGACGCUGGUGAGCACAGGCAACUUUCUGCCACCGUCCGGGCCGAGGAGGGACGCCCUAAUCCGAGACAAGCAGAUGUCCGACGGCCGGCAAGCGGUGCAGCAGGACAGCAGGACUCCCGGACGCCGGCCCAGCUCGGUCAGCCGUCUCCCGCCUGGGGGGCUCCGGAGGUGCCUCCGGAGGCCCGCGGCCGAGCGGGGACCCUCCCUCGAGACUACAGAUCCUCGGAGGGCGUGCCCUCAGCCCCGCACACCCGCGGGCAGGAGCCCAGGCCCUUGAGCGCCGCGCCCGUCCCCAAGCAGCCAGCCCCGCGGAGGCCGCCACCGCCACUGCCGCCCAAGCGUGAGCCCGGGCAGUUGGGGGGCCUGGCCGGCGGCACCCCCAGCGGGCCCCAGCCAUCCCCCGAGGCCCCGGACGUGUGCGCCCCCCGCCCGGCCCUCGGCCAAAGGCCCGAAGACGGCGAGCGCACGGGGCAGCAUGUAGACGGGCACCCGGCCGGGCCUGAGCACCAAGCCCCGCUCCCUUCCUCGCUGCUGGCCCCGCGCCCGGCCGCCAUGGAGACUUCUCGCUCCCCUUCGCCCCAGUUCGCCCCGCAGAAGCUCACGGACAGACCUCCCCUGCUGGUCCAGGACGAGAGUUCCACCAGAAUCGAGCGGGUGAUUGACAACAAUACCACUGUGAAGAUGGUGCCCGUCAAGAUUGUGCACUCGGAGAGCCGGCCUGAGAAGGAGAGCCGCCAGGGCCUGGCCCGCGCCACCGAGCCGCCCACACUGCCCAGCGGGCUGGAGAGAGACCACACCAAGACCCUCAGCGCCUCGGAGCACUACUACUCCCGCUUCUGCGUGUACAGCCGCCAGGGCGCCGAGCCCCAGCCCCAGCCCCCCGAAGCCCCCGCGCCCGCUGCCAAGGACAGCGGGGCCCCUCCGUCCGGGUUCAGCUACAUGAAGACCAAGGAGAGGACAGCCGAAGACCUGAAGUCAGAAGAGCUGGCCCGGGAGAUCGUGGGCAAGGAGAAGUCUCUGGCCGACAUCCUGGACCCCAGCGUGAAGAUCAGAACCACCAUGGACCUGAUGGAGGGGAUCUUCCCCAAAGACGAGCACCUGCGGGAAGAAGCCCAGCAGCGGAGGAAGCUGCUCCCCAAAGUCCCCUCUCCUGGGACCACGGACGAGAAGAGAGAGGAGCCGAGCGUGCCGGCGGCCAUGUCCCUGGCCACCAGCUCCACGUACUACAGCACUUCGGUCCCCAAGGCGGAGCUGCUGAUCAAGAUGAAGGAUCUGCAGGAGCAGCAGGAGCCCGAGGAGGAUUCGGGGAGCGACUUGGACCACGACCUGUCGGUGAAGAAGCAGGAGCUCAUCGAGAGCAUCAGUCGCAAGCUGCAAGUGCUUCGGGAAGCCCGGGAGAGCCUGCUGGAGGACAUCCGUGCCAACAGCGCACUGGGGGACGAGGUGGACGCCAUCGCCAAAGACGUGUGCAAACCCAACGAGUUUGACAAGUUCCGCAUGUUCAUCGGGGACCUGGACAAAGUGGUGAACCUUCUGCUGUCGCUGUCGGGCCGUCUGGCGCGGGUAGAAAACGCCCUCAAUAAUUUGGAUGACACUACUUCUCCUGGUGAUCGGCAAUCGCUGCUCGAGAAGCAGCGGGUCCUCAUCCAGCAGCACGAGGACGCCAAGGAACUGAAGGAGAACCUGGACCGCCGGGAGCGGAUCGUGUUCGACAUCCUGGCCAGCUACCUCAGCGAGGAGAGCCUGGCCGACUGCGAGCACUUCGUGAAGAUGAAGUCCGCCCUCAUCAUCGAGCAGCGCGAGCUGGAAGACAAGAUACACCUGGGCGAGGAGCAGCUCAAGUGUCUGUUCGACAGCCUGCAGCCAGAAAGAGGCAAAUAGGAGGGCCCUCCCUGGCGGAGGCCGGAAAGUGCCCCUCUGAGCUCAGUUCCGGAGGAUGCACGCGGAGACCCCAGCCGGUAUUUAUGUCCUGCAGCCCGAGUCGUCCCCUAGCGGGACGGCUGCUUUAGAGAAGCAAUAACUUCCGUGUGUGUUUGUGAUGAUCUAUUUAAUGUGUUUUAGCUUCCCCGUUGAACGCUGAGCAGAACAUCUCACCAUUAGCCAUUUUGCUUUGCCGGUUACCACACGUGGCCCAGCCUCCGGAGGGUGGCGGGUUCCCGCAGUAUAGACUGUGUAGUGCAUGCAAGUGGUCCUUCUCACUGGUAGGUGUGCCCUUCCUCCCGUCUUCACAUCCUGAACCAACCGCCCAGGAAGCAGCCUGAGUGAGUCUUGAAGGCGCAUGAGCGGGGAACCCCUGGCUCCCGUCUUGCCCUGCGAUUCCUUACCCUGGGAAGCGUGGGCUGCCCCGUCGUACCCCAUUCGUCCGAUGGUGUGGACCCUUCCUCGUCCUUCAUUCAUUGUCUCCCAGCAAAACCAUGAUGAUAUGAUGACAAGUUACUAACCUUCUGGAAAGGGGAAUGGUUUCCCAGUGGUUAAAAACCCACUGUGAAAUGAACACCUCAUGUGUUGGCUUCAUGCAUCCUGAAAUCGCCACAGAAAGAAUCGUGUGCAUGCUUUAAAACACGCGCACAGCACAAGGAGCUUCAGUCCUGACGUCACGGUUCACGUGAUCUUUUCCUGCAAAGUGAAAGUCCUCGGUCAGUAGUGUGUCCAGUAGGAGUGAUGUGCUCGCUAGAUACUUGUUUCAUGAGACCAACAGCAUAUUUCUGAAAUUACCUUCUGUCUGUAACACUUACUUUGUGUGCGUAUGGUUGUUAGUGACAAUUGGCUACGUUUCUGUUUUUGCCUCUUUAAAUCUAUUGCCAUGCUGUAAGGGUUACUUUCCAUUUACCUGUAAGAACCUUUCCUCUCUGCGCUUUCAGAGGCCCCAUAGAGUAUUACAACUCCCAAACCCGAUCUUUUUCUGCCACAGUUUAUAGAUUCUGUCCCCUGUUUAUUAGCUGAAACCGCAAGUUUCUCAAGAGAGUCUGCUCACUAAGAAGACACUGUCAUGCUGUCAGUUUCCAGUGGACAAGUCACAGACUGGGAGGAAAGAUGUGCUAAUCAUGUCUAUGACAAAGGAUCUAGAACGUGUGAAGAACUUUCAGAAGCAAGAGAACAAACAGCUGGUUAGUACAUGGGCAAGAAACAUAACUCGGUGCUUCAGCACAGAGGCCGUGUGCACGGGCAAUAAAAUAAGCACGUGGAAAGACAUUCAACCGCCAUCGGCUCGGUUGUAACUUCCGUUUAAUCUACGCCGAUGUAGAGCUUCUUCACAGAUGCUCACCUGAUUAAACGCGUGGUAAAUGGCAGGACAGCCCCUUGGACGACAUCUUGUUGAAGUGAUGAUGAUCGGACAUUUGUUUGAUCGAGGGAUCGUUUGGGUCCUCGUUUCCCCUAUUCCCAUGAAAGCUUUCCGACAGGUGGGGACACGUCCCUUUGUCCGCGGCGACGGUUGCCUUCCCAGAACACACGUGCACACAAACGUCUUAACAGACCGCUGUCUGUACUCGAUGAGCCAGAGGUGGGGAGCUGGACCCCUGAGCCACGGCACUAACGUCUCUGCACCCCACGGGGGUCCCAAAGUGGCAAGCUUCAGUAACGCACGCAAUAAACCCUCUUUUUGGCAAUCCACUCAUGCCAGAAAGCUCUAUGCCUUUUCAGAAGUUUCCAGUCCUAUUGAAUUAAGCGAUUUCUGACUUGAAAAAAAAUCCCCAUCCUGCCAAUGACGUGUCCUCCUUUCCUCCUGCUGUAGUCCCUUCCUGUGAAAACUGGCCACUUCAGAGAAGGUGAAGUUGGCUGUCCACGGACCUCUGUCAUUCUUCCUCAGGGGGACAAACACAGUAAUUUCAGCGUGUUUUGCUUUUAAUUUAGACAAAGCGUUUAUCUGUGAUUCUUUCCCCUCAAAUACAGUAUUGUGAAUCAUUCUGAUGAUAUAUAUGUAAAAUGUGAGUAACAGGAGGUGUGUGUGUCUCUAUCCAGCCUUUUAGGUCUUUUGACGACCUUCUCUUACACACAGCAAUAUACAGUGCUCUGUCCCCCUUGCCGCGAAGCACAUGGGGUCACUGUCCUGUAUCUUCCCCUGUUUGCCUCUUCAGCGUCUAGUCAGCAGGGACCCAAAGAUUCCAGUGAGUCGAUGUACAUAUCUUUGUACAUAGCUAUGUUAUUGCAUACAACAACAAUCUGGUGCUAAUGUUUUGCCCUUGGCAUUCUUAGGUGGCGGCUGAUUCCUCCCCCUCUGUCGUAGCACAGCUGUGGAAUGCUCUGUAUGGCGAGAUUUCAGUCAGGGGUAUGGCCUGUGGCUUUUAUCCUGCAGUCCAGUGUGGAAAAUGUGUACGUACUUCAUGCUCGACCCUUACCACUUAGCUCUCAUCGUAUCGUCCUGCUUGACUUUUAACAGAAUAAAUGUGUCUUUGAGUGAAUGGAGCAUGUCUUUGACUUACCUAUGUUCUAUCUUUUUUUCUUUUUUUUUUUUUUUAAUCAAACUGUCCUCACCAUAGGUCAAAUUCUUAAGCCACUGCUAAAUUGUGGGAUGGAUUCUCUACAUGUGUGUAACUUUAGGCCAGCCUAGCUAAAGCUGAUCAGUUUACAGGCAGGCAAAAGUCAGGGGACACAGGUUGUAUCAGUUAGCCGUGGCCAUAGUUAUGCUGUGUAACAAGCAACUGUGAGAUCUCGGUGUGCAGUACGGUAUCUCUUUAGCUCACGCAUGCGGCGAUCAUGGUACUCUGCUCCGUGUGUCUCUCGUGUUUCUCCUGGAACUGGCAGCCUGGCCUGGGGGAGUCAGUGGCGGAUGCAUGAGAGAACCGACCCGGGCACAAAGGUGUUUUUCCACAUACCGGAUUAUAUCACACCGCUAACCUUCCCUUGCCAAAGCAAGCCACACAGCUGAACUCAGAGAGGUGGUGGGAUGUGCCCCACCUCUUCGGUGGGAGGAGCCGUGUCAUCACGUGGCAGAGUGUGGACACCAGGUGUGAAGAAUUCGGGCCACUGAUGAGCUGCAUCUCCCACACCGGCAUCUGCUAUGAUGGGGUAGCACUCAAGCGUCCUGGACCCAGAAGCCACAUCCCCAGGGCGAGGCCACCUCUGCCGCUCCCUAGUCGUAUGGCCGUGACCAAGGUACUCGGGCUCUCCGAGUUUCGUCCUGUGUCACUGGAGAAGGCCUGGGGAGCUCAAGCAAGCACAUGUUGUUCUUGUGCUUAGAGGCCACACUAGGCCUGGAAAAAAGUGCUACGGAGGUGUCUACUCUUGUGUGUGCAUCAUUCCCUCUGGUCUUGGAGGGACAGGCCUUCCCUGAACGAUCUGCCAGAGCCGCGCAGGAGACGGGGAUUUCUGUUGCAUGGGAGGAUGAGAAAGGGUUCUGGUCUGGAGCAGGUUUGCGAGGCGUCAAGGCUGGAUGGGAGCGGAGAGAGUCUCUUUAAUAAAAAUUAUUCAACGGGCGCCUGGGUGGCUCUGUCGGUUAAGCGUCCGACUUUGGCUCAGGUCACCAUCUUGCAGUUCAUGAGUUUGAGGCCCGCGUGGGGCACCGUGCUGACAUCUCAGAGCCUGCUUCAGACCCUCUGUCUACCCCCCCCUCCCCGCUCUGCCUAUCCCCUGCUCUAUCGCAAAAAUAAACAUUAAAGAAACAAAUUUCAUAAGUAAAAAUUAUUCAAAAUUAGAGUGGAUAUUUACUGAGAAUGAAAAACUCACAAGUCAGAUUUUUUUUUCAGUGGAUGAAUACCACACAUUUUGUUUUUAUUUCUGGCUUCUGCCAGGUGACUUCAGCGUGUCUCAUUUGAGUUCUGGAAUGGUCAAGAGAUUACUAACUGGGGGAGUUCAAAUGCAGUCUGAGAGUGCUGCUGUGGUGCUAGGCUGGGCAGUUCUGCGAUCUGUGUGCCAUGUUCCAUGACCCACUGAUGACAGCGUGCAGGGUUGCGUCCCUGAGAGCUUGUGUGCUCGGGCUGGUGAACCACAUUGGUGACAGCUUGGUCUUUGGUGUGGGCCCAUCAGACUUGUGCGGGAUGAGCUGCAUUGGGUACCCUGAGACAGCCUGGGUAUGGGGACACCAGACACUCGCUCCAUUUUCAGACCUGUCUGCUGGGACCGCUGCAGGUCUGUACCUACAAGCACAGACAUUCUGAGAGCCUGGGUUGUGCACUUCCCGUUAAGAGAAGAAAAGCAAUGCACGGUGUGUUUAUCGUUCGUGUGUGCUACAUCUUGAGUCCCGGUGACCCACAUAAACAUCCCAGUCAACCCAAGCUGCAUAGUGCAGCCUCUCCUCGUUCUCCUCCAGGUCCCCCGGAGGCUUGUGGCCAUUCCGGCACCUCCUGACACAGGCAGGCGGAGAGGAAUGACAUGGUAGACCUAACAGAACGUGAUGACGAUGUCUUUGGCAAAUUUCACGAAAGCAUAGGGCUGUGCUAGAUAAACCAGGUGAUCAGAUUCAAAGACGAGGCCUACCGGAUGGCAUGAUCCGUCCCGGCGAGGACCACGUGGAGGUGUAUUCAGGGCUGUCAGUCGUAGCUCACUAAACCCUCAGCCCCCAGAGCACAAGGCAGGGUUUUGUGUAUGUCUGUGCUUCUCUGCUGGGUGCCUGGUAUGAGUAGGCGCUUAAUUUAUACACAGGUAUUGAAUGGGCAAAGAAAUAAAACCGGUUACACAGUA
Molecule: messenger RNA, 9960 nt
Organism: Acinonyx jubatus (cheetah)
Lineage: Eukaryota; Metazoa; Chordata; Mammalia; Carnivora; Felidae
Gene: SHROOM2
Product: shroom family member 2
Exons: 11
Coding region: 181-5223 (1680 amino acids)
Biological process (GO): actin filament organization
Cellular component (GO): apical junction complex; adherens junction; cortical actin cytoskeleton
Molecular function (GO): actin filament binding
Source: RefSeq, a predicted model, not a curated record